Xiphophorus maculatus (southern platyfish) is the source of this 1654-nucleotide messenger RNA. RefSeq names its product heparan sulfate glucosamine 3-O-sulfotransferase 2-like. Lineage: Eukaryota; Metazoa; Chordata; Actinopteri; Cyprinodontiformes; Poeciliidae. Gene Ontology annotation, molecular function: [heparan sulfate]-glucosamine 3-sulfotransferase activity. The coding region runs from base 341 to 1456 and encodes 371 amino acids. The transcript is spliced from 2 exons. The record is from RefSeq and is a predicted model, not a curated record.
ACAGAGCGCGCUGCGCUGCGCUCCGGCACCCCAGCCGUGCGUAAUGAUCACGGAGACCUCCGGGAGCUUUGAAACAGGAUGUCGCCUUCCAGGUCAGCUAGAAGCGACAUGACACCUUCCCUGGUCCUGAGCUGAGGAGAUGGGGAUCUGGAUUCCUGGGUUGUUUGAGAUACAGCCUCCCGCCCUGUGGGGAUGGAAGUACUGACCCGCCAGUGUUUCUGAAGGUCUGUGUUGAUUCGGAGUCUAUUGGCAGCUCCACCGCUGAAGCAGGUGAAGUAGUUAGUCAGGAUGGGACGCCUGGUCAGUUAGAAAACCAUGCACUGUUUGUCUAAAUGGAGAGAUGGCAUGCGUGCUCAUCUUCAGUCGACUUUUCCCGUUCUCGCACCGGCUCAGAGGAACAUCAAUUUGUCUCUUAUCUCUUUUUCUGUCGUUUCUGUGCUACUGCGCGCUGUUCCCCGGCGGUGCUGUCAUGCAAAAGUCAGGUGAUCCGACGCCCGGCUGUCUGCAAGCUGAUGGUACCAAACGGCGCCUUCAGAAAUCCCCGUCCUGUCUGUUUCCGCCGGACGCCAGGAAGAGCAGCGCUGCUGAUGAGGCUCCUCAAGCCGAGCUGAGGCACUCCGCCGCGGCCCGCACCGGCAGGGAGAACACCCCCAGUCCUCCGAUGAGUCACCUGAAGUUCGGCAAUAAAAAGUUACCAAACGCCAUCAUAGUCGGCGUGAAAAAGGGAGGAACGAGGGCGGUGCUGGAGUUCAUUAGGAUUCAUCCGGACGUCCGAGCGGCUGGAACCGAAACGCAUUUCUUCGAUCGAAAUUAUGAUCGAGGUCUGGAGUGGUACAGAGGUUUAAUGCCAAGGACCCUUGAAAGCCAAAUAACAAUGGAGAAGACACCAAGCUACUUUGUGACCAAAGAGACUCCGCACCGGAUCUCUGCCAUGUCCCAGGAAACUAAGCUCAUCGUUGUGGUGCGAGACCCGGUCACUCGAGCGAUAUCAGACUACACCCAGACUUUAUCCAAAACGCCAGAUCUGCCCAGCUUCCAGGACCUGGCCUUCAGAAACCAGAGCCUGGGGAUUGUGGACGUGUCGUGGAACGCCAUCCGGAUCGGCCUGUACGCGCUGCACCUCGAGAACUGGCUGCGAUACUUCCCCCUGGCUCAGAUCCACUUUGUGAGCGGGGAGCGUCUCAUCACGGACCCGGCCGGCGAGCUGGCCCGGGUGCAGGACUUCCUCGGGCUGAAGCGCAUCGUCACCGACAAGCACUUCUAUUUCAAUCGCACCAAGGGCUUCCCUUGCCUUAAAAAGCCGGAGAGCAGCGGCUCGCCUCGCUGCCUGGGCAAGUCCAAGGGCAGAACUCACGUCCAGAUAGACAGAGACGCCAUCGAGCAACUGAGAGAUUUCUACCGGCCUUAUAACGUCAAGUUCUACGAAAUGGUGGGACACGACUUUAAAUGGGAGUAGUUGUUAGAGACUUAUCGCUACGAGGGACGGAAUACAGUAGAUACAAAACGUCAACCCAGCUGCGUUACAAUGCCAGGUUUUUGUAAAUAAUGAGUCCAAGAAAAGUAACUUCAGAACUUUCUCCACCUUCACUGUAAAACAUUAGAAGGUGGUUUAACUAGAAAAUAAAAGCCCACCUGCUGCCUGGAAAAUGAAAUU